Molecule: messenger RNA, 770 nt
Organism: Physella acuta
Lineage: Eukaryota; Metazoa; Mollusca; Gastropoda; Physidae
Source: RefSeq, a predicted model, not a curated record
CCAAAAUAAAAGCUGUGUGAAUGUAUUCUACGUGACACAUCAGCGCUCGGCUCAAACAUAUUCUUGAAGCUAAGGAAGACAAAGUUUAUUUGGACAAGAUGUGGACUAUUUUGAUGAUCGUUCUGUGCUUUCAAUACGCUGCUGGUUUUCAUUUACCUGCUGAAACGAUAUCACAGAAACUGAGUUUUUUAGAAGACGAUUUCUUUUCACAAGAAUCUACUUUAAUCAUAGAUCCUACACCAACCCCGUCAUCUGAUAUUACAGAUUAUCCUAUUGAUUUAACUACUGAACCAUCAGAUUAUACUGAUUAUCCUGCUGACAUAACUGCCCAACCAUCUGAUGUUACAGAUUAUCCUACUGAUCUAACUCCCCAGCCAUCUGAUGUUACAGAUUAUCCUACUGAUUUAACUGCUGAACCAUCAGAUUAUACUGAUUAUCCUGCUGACAUAACUGCCCAACCAUAUGAUGUUACAGAUUAUCCUACUGAUUUAACUGCUGAACCAUCAGAUUAUACAGAUUAUCCUGCUGACAUAACUGCCCAACCAUCAGAUAGUACAGAUUAUCCUACUGAUUUAACUGCUGAACCAUCAGAUUAUACUGAUUAUCCUGCUGACAUAACUGCCCAACCAUUAGAUAGUACAGAUUAUCCUACUGAUUUAACUGCUCAGCCAUCAUAUAGUACAGAUUAUCCUAUUUUUUAGACUUCAAAAAGUACAUAGUAGUUAAAACUUAUGUUACACAUUUAGAAGCACUAAAAUAAAGCUGAAUAC